AAACUUCUAGAACUCAACAACCUUCAUUCUCUUAUGUCUGUGGUGUCAGCAUUACAAAGUGCUCCCAUCUUCAGGCUGACAAAAACCUGGGCU
Messenger RNA from Cricetulus griseus (Chinese hamster), 93 nucleotides. The record is from RefSeq and is a predicted model, not a curated record. Lineage: Eukaryota; Metazoa; Chordata; Mammalia; Rodentia; Cricetidae.